GGCCGCGGCGGAAUUACUGCUGAGCGAGAGAAACACAGAGACAGCUUUCGCUGUGAUCAAGAGCUCCUCUGCUAGCAUCAUCCAGCUGCGCAGUCAUCCCAGACAUCAUGGCAGCUCCCACAUCAGGCUCACCGGACGCCAAGCCGUUCGAUAUUGUCGCAACUUACAAUGACUUGCUCCGCUCCGAUCCGGAUUUGACCAUGCCAAUUGCCGCCAUUGAAGCUUUGGUUCUCCUCCUUACACACUCCCCCUCGUCGACGAUAUCAGAGACCCUCGAUCUGCUCGAGAAAUCCACCGCACACCUGAAACAGUCGAUUCCGAACCCUAUUGGUCUUUCUGCUGGAACCGAUCUCUUCCAGCGAUACCUGAUCACUACCUUACAGAGACCCGGUCAGCUCGGACCCGCGGGGGAUUUCAACGCGAUCAGGGCACACCUUCUGUCAAAUGGCCGGUUGUUUAUCAGACGUGCGAAAGAGAGCCGAGACAAGAUCGCGGCAUUUGGAAGAGGAUUCGUGCGGGAUGGAAGCACCGUUUUGACAAACGGUGGGUCUCGAGUGGUUGCUUCCUUGCUGCAGAAGGCCGCCGAUGAGAAGGGCGGCCCGUCGGCAGUGCGGUUCAAGGUGAUCUAUGUCCUGUCGUCUGCAAAGAAGAACUCCGACGAGCCGGAGGGUAUGGAAACGGUGCGUGCCCUCCGGGCGAAGGGCGUUCCUGUAUCUACGAUCCCAGAGUCCGCUGUUGCAUACGCCAUGGGAAAGGCCGAUAUUGUCAUCGUGGGUGCCGAGGGAGUGGUUGAGAACGGAGGAAUUGUGUCGCGUAUGGGAACUUACCAGAUCGGUCUUCUCGCUAAGGCCAUGGGCAAGCCUUUCUAUGUGGUGGCGGAAAGCCACAAAUUCGUCCGUAUCUACCCGCUCGGACAGUAUGAUCUGCCUAUUGAGCAGCGUGUGAUCGAUUUCAAGACCGAGGAAGAUGUUGCCGAUGAGGCAAAGCAACAGAAAGCUGUAUCUACGGAAACAUCAGAUGCUAAGGCCGUCAACACGGCGGAUAGCGCUGACGUGGUUGACUUCACCCCGCCCCAUCUCAUUUCCGCGCUGAUUACGGACAGCGGCGUUUUGACGCCAAGUGCGGUCAGUGAGGAGUUGAUUAAGAUCUGGUUCUAGUUUUUUUCCCGUUCCAUGCUCCUUCGAGCAGGUUUGGAGCGUAGGGCUUGUGCUGUCUUUAAAAUCGAAUGAAGCGGAUCGGCGUUAAGGUCAUGAUAUAUCCGGACGCUCAAGGCGUUUGUCGGCUGGAAAUACUAUAGUGUGUCGGCGAAUCUACAAGAAAAAAGCUCAAGAAAAUCAUAACUCU
Aspergillus ibericus CBS 121593 is the source of this 1344-nucleotide messenger RNA. Its product is annotated as translation initiation factor eIF2B subunit alpha. Gene Ontology annotation, biological process: translational initiation. The transcript is spliced from 2 exons. Lineage: Eukaryota; Fungi; Ascomycota; Eurotiomycetes; Eurotiales; Aspergillaceae. Gene Ontology annotation, molecular function: guanyl-nucleotide exchange factor activity; translation initiation factor activity. The record is from RefSeq and is a predicted model, not a curated record. Gene Ontology annotation, cellular component: eukaryotic translation initiation factor 2B complex. The coding region runs from base 108 to 1157 and encodes 349 amino acids.